Molecule: messenger RNA, 1641 nt
Organism: Iphiclides podalirius (scarce swallowtail)
Lineage: Eukaryota; Metazoa; Arthropoda; Insecta; Lepidoptera; Papilionidae
Source: the annotation of a GenBank genome assembly
AUGAAUACAGCGGAUGGAGCAGCUGUGCCGGGUGGAAACAUGGAAGCCAGUCCGACUUCAGCACUGAUAGAGAACCGCAAUGGGGGCACCAACAACAACGUCGACCCCGAAACACAGGAGAACAGAAACGGCAACGGGAAGGUGCUGCAGAGGCUUGAGACAGUCCCAGACAUCAAGCGGGACACCUCCGGUAUCACCACGCAGUACAUCGCCGCUGGCAUAGUGAAUCUUGGAGCUUUUGCUGCUGGUGUCUGCAUAGCGUGGUCAUCCGCCGCCUUGCAAUCAAUGACUGUCAGUUCAACUGAGAUGCAAAUGGACCGCGAGGCAUUUGUUGGCAACAAUCAAACCGAAAUACACCCAAGACUUGCGCUGACGACAACGGAGGCGUCUUGGGUGGCGUCACUUCUUUGCCUCGGAGCAGUUUGGGGGGCGGUCCCAACUGGUUUAAUAUCAGAGAAUUUCGGCAGGAAGAAAACCCUACUGUAUUUGGCACUGCCGCUUUUAGUGUCAUGGAUCUUGGUUGCCUCCAGUCCUAAUGUCUACGGACUUUAUGUGGGACGGUUUGUUGGUGGCGUGGCUGUAGGUGCCUUCAGCGUGGGAAUACCACCGUAUAUAGAGGACAUUGCCGAAAAACAUAUGCUGCCGACGCUGGCUAACUUCUACCACGUUCAUAUCUCUUGCGGAGUCCUCUUCGGUUACGUCAUCAGCGGUUUAGUAAUUAAUACAUCAUGGCUGUGCGCGUUGUGCGCGAGCGUGCCAGUGGCUUACUUCGUGGCAUUCAUAUUCCUUCCUGAGUCACCUGCUUACUUAAUGUCACAAGGAAAAUACAUCGAAGCGAAAGCCGCGUUAAGAUAUUUCCGAGGUAUCGACAACGAUGUCAAUUCCGAAAUCAAGGCAUUAAAAGAGCACGUUCUCAACUAUGGAAAGAACAGAGUGACCUUUAAAGAAUUGUUUACCACUCGAACCACUGUGAAAGCCUUGAUCGUCUCUUUCGGAUUAAUGAUAUUCCAACAAGUGAGCGGGAUAUACCCAGUACUGUUCUACGCGGAGAAAAUUUUCAAAACCUUUUCCGUUUCGUCUAUGUUGCCCGGCGCGUCGAUAAUCCUGGGCUUCUGUCUAGUAUCGUCGACAUAUUUCUCGACCAUGCUCCUGAAAAAAGUCAGGAGACGGGUUCUGCUGUUGCUGUCUUUCAUGCUCAUGGCAUUUAGUUUAGGCAGCUUGGGUAUCUACUACCAUUUGAAGGCUUCUAACUUGUCGGCCAAUAGUACUUGGGUGCCACUAUUAACGCUGUGCACUUUCGUCAGUGUCUACGCAGCGGGUGUUGGACCGAUCCCAUGGUUGAUGUUACGAGAAAUCUUCCCACCUAAUGUUACUAGACGCGCUACUGCUAUAACCGCCGGUUUUCACUGGUUCCUAGCCUUUGGCGUUACCAAGCUCUACCAGAAUCUAGUGGAUUUAGUGCACCCUGGGUGGGCGCUGUGGCAUUUUGCCGUCACUUCGUUAAUAGGCGCGAUCUUCGUGUACUUUUUCGUGCCUGAAACAAAAGACAAGACAUUACUAGACAUACAGAAUGAAUUUGAUGGAAUCCAUAAAGGAAAAAAGCAUAUACAUGUCAUAGAAUUGGAAAGCAUAUCGGAAUCU